GUCUGGUUCUGGUCUGAUCCUGGUCUGGUUCAGCUCUGAUUCUGGUCCAGUUCUGGUUCUGGUUUCUUGGGUUCAGGUCAGAAUAACCCAGAUUUUAUCUCAUUCCUCCAUCAGCCUCUGUUGUUCCGUCUCUCCAGAAGAAAGCGGAUCCAGCUCCUGUUCUGGUAAGUGGAUCAGAACCAACCCAGCAGGUUCUGGUUCUGUAGAGUGAGUCCCGGAGUUUGACUCUCUGUGGAGGAUCUAAGGAAUCCACCGGCGGAUCUCCAUGGAUCCGAGCCGCACAGGUGAGAUCAGUUCUGUUGUUCAGAACCAGGAAGGUUCAGACGGGGGUUCUGGUUCUGGUUCUGGUCUGAACCUUGAACCUCAUCUGGCCGCCGAACCUGGACCUGCUGAUGUCAUUGGUCCAGUCAGUCAGUUCCAAUAUGAACAGUUCUUUUGUUGCUCUCUGAACAGAACCCAUGACUGAGGCCCGUCUGUCCGUCUACAGAACCGCCAUGAAGGUCCGGUCUCUGCAGAGGUUCUGCCACAGUAAGACUCACUGGUUCCUUCCCAGUUCAGCUCUGCACCAGUUCACCAGCAGUCCAGUUCAGCUAAACCAGUUCCUAAACUGACUGUGUUCAGGUCAUGAAUGAACUUUUUCAUUAUAACCAGAACCGAUUCACUUUGCUGAUUUGGGACAGUUCACUCUGAAGUGACUGGUUCAUGAGGAACGAACAGGUUCAGUGAUUCAGUUCAAUGAUUCAGUCUUCAAGGUUCCAUUAAUUCACAUCAUCAGGACUUAGUGACAGUUAAUCAUUAAACAUGUUUAGUUCACCUUUAAUGAACUAAAUGAAUCAGUUCAUAUCAUGUACUGAUUCAUAUUAAUGACUCAGUGAAUGAAUUGGUUCAGUUUAAUGAAUCACUGAAUGAAUUGAUUCAUAUUAAUUGAAUCACUGAAUGAAUCAGUUCAUAUUAAUGAAUCGCUGAAUGAAUCAGUUCAAAUUAAUGAAUCGCUGAGUGAAUCAGUUCAUAUUAAUGAAUCGCGGAGUGAAUCAGUUCAUAUUAAUGAAUCACUGAGUGAAUCAGCUCAUAAUAAAUCACUGAAUGAAUCAGUUCAUAUGAAUGAAUCAGUUCAUAUUAAUGAAUCACUGAAUGAAUCAGUUCAUUUUAAUGAAUCAGUUCAUAUGAAUGAAUCACUGAAUGAAUCAGUUCAUAUUAAUGGAUCAGUUGACCUUGUGACCUGUCUUUUCGUUCCAGUGGACGCCAUCUUCAUUCAGCACAUCGCAGCAGCCUUCCAGCUGGUGGGCGGGGCUAAUCCCAGAAGUGACGCCAUGUUGAACAGGGAAAGCGUGGCCGAGGUUCUCAACAGGAUGUUUAAUUGCGCGUCCCAGGAAGUGACUGCUGCGGCAUCAGAGGAGACCGGCAGUCUGCUGUUCAGGCUGUUUGAUCGAGAGGGGACCGGUCAGGUGUCGGCCCGGUCUCUGCAGACCGCUCUGGUCGCUCUGUCUGCGGACAGCGUGCUGGCCAAAUACAGGAGUCUGGUUCGUCUGUCAGGGGACGGCUCCGGAUCCGUCACCAGGUCUGGACUCAGCUCUCUGCUGCAGGACCUCAGCAAGGUUCCUGUGGCGGUCCAGGAGCAGGAAGUGUUCGGCAGCGUGGAGACAGCGGUCACUUCCUGUUUUAACCAGGGCGGGGCUCCAGCUGUCAGCCAAUCACAUCUCCUCUCGUGGCUGAAGAGCGAGCCCCGGCUGUUGCUAUGGUUACCGACUCUCUACAGACUGUCUGCCAGUCAGAAGGUGAGCCACGCCGUCCGCUGCCACACCUGUAAGGCCUUCCCCAUCGCCGGGCUCAGGUAUCGCUGCAGGAAGUGUGUGAACGUCCAGGUGUGUCAGGACUGCUUCCUGAAUGGCCGGCAGACCAGGAAGCACAAAACACACCACCCAGUGGUCGAGUUCUGCACUCAGCCCACCUGGAGAGAAUCUCUGUCCUCCUUGAUGCAUAAUGCUCGUCACGCCCUGUUGCCACGACGAAACACUCACAGAGAAACUGAUAGGACAAGCGUCUUGACUUGGGCGGAGCCAGCAGAGACCCAGAACAGAGCUCCGCCCACCUCUGAUGCUGCGACGCCAUUGGCCGCCUCAGCACGCUCUUCCUCUUUUGAUGAAGAGGAGGCCCGGGACGCCGCGGUGCAGGCAUCUCCUCCUCAUACUUCGUCCAAGUCUCUGCAGACGUAUGAGGCUCUGCCCCCCCAGCAGGGGGCGGCGCUGCUGACUGAAGUCAGAAACCUGAAGAGAGAUAAGUGGCUGCUGGAGCAGCAGCUCGGGGCGUGGCGCCUCACUGUCCAAUCAGAGCAGGGCAUCCUGGAGGACCGCUGCUCUGAGAUGGAGGUCACCAUGGCAACGAUGAGGCAGCACAACGAAAGGCUGCAGGACAUGCUCAACCAGGCUCUGAGAAAGAUGGAGGCUCAACAACACGCCAACAACACGGAUCACACUGAGGGAGGAACCGCCACGCCGACCUCUGACCCGCCAACCGACGAUGAGGAAGAGGAGGAGCUGAUGAAGGACGGGGAUGAAUGGAGCCUGAAGGAGCCUCAAACUCCAUCUCUCACAAUUCCACGCAAAUCCACUCUGUCACAUGAUGAACAUGAGGAGAAAACGCUAAAGGACUGUCAGCCAAUAGGACGACAGGAAACGCCAGAGGACUGUGAGCCAAUAGGACGACAGGAAACACUAAAGGAUUGUCAGCCAAUAGGACGACAGGAAACGCCAGAGGACUGUCAGCCAAUAGGACGACAGGAAACACUAAAGGAUUGUCAGUCAAUAGGACGACAGGAAACACUAAAGGACUGUCAGCCAAUAGGACGACAGGAAACGCCAGAGGACUGUGAGCCAAUAGGACGACGGGAAACACUAAAGGAUUGUCAGUCAAUAGGACGACAGGCAGACCAAGAGGAGGAGGGGCUACAAACAAAUGUCGCCUCUCUGUCUGAUGCAGAGGAUCCUGGGACUUGUAGUCCUGAAAUCUUACUGCAGCAGACUGUGGACAGACUGAAGACGGAGAUGGACGGGAUGAGAGACAGAAACACAGGUGAGAGCGUGAGGGCGGAGCUAGCGGCAGCAGCGGAGCAGGUAGGGGAUGCGGUGUCCCGCCUGGUGGACGCUGUGAGGACAAACUGAGCAGGCGUGGCUCGUAGAAAAAUUUUAUUCUGGACCAAUAUUUAAACACGCAGGUAGAAAAGGUAAAAACAUGGCCACCUGUUAAACAGUAUGGAGACACAGAGCUGCCGAACGCUGAACAGUAAACAAUGAUGUCAAUAAGUAUGUCUCCAUGGCAACAAACAUGUAGCUGUACUGGUUUCCAUUUGUAAAAACGUUCUUUACCUACAAAAUUAUUAAAACAGAUUAUCCAUAAAGAAAA
Poecilia latipinna (sailfin molly) is the source of this 3399-nucleotide messenger RNA. It is a transcript of the gene dytn, whose product is annotated as dystrotelin. Bases 1098 to 3158 code for a protein of 686 amino acids. The record is from RefSeq and is a predicted model, not a curated record. Lineage: Eukaryota; Metazoa; Chordata; Actinopteri; Cyprinodontiformes; Poeciliidae. Gene Ontology annotation, molecular function: zinc ion binding; calcium ion binding. The transcript is spliced from 12 exons. Gene Ontology annotation, biological process: synaptic signaling. Gene Ontology annotation, cellular component: plasma membrane.